This is a messenger RNA of Leptopilina boulardi, 1979 nucleotides long. Its product is annotated as putative protein FAM10A4. The transcript is spliced from 6 exons. Lineage: Eukaryota; Metazoa; Arthropoda; Insecta; Hymenoptera; Figitidae. Gene Ontology annotation, molecular function: Hsp70 protein binding; protein dimerization activity. Bases 261 to 1379 code for a protein of 372 amino acids. The record is from RefSeq and is a predicted model, not a curated record.
UUUCAUUCCAGACGCAUUAUUUGCCAAUUUUGCGUAUUCGCUGCUGUAAUUUGUUUUUGUAGUGUUUGUACAAUAAAUUAAAAUUCAAGUUGUGCUUUAAUUAAAAAAAAAAAAAGAAGAGGAAUUUUUCUUGAUAAUUGAUAGAUAAAAGUGAUUGCGAAAAAUUAUUCAAGUGGUGGUGAUUUCUGUUAUUUAUAUCAUAAUUUUUUUUUCACAAGUCACUGGUCCGGCGACUCCGAAUCAAGCAUUAAUUUUACAAGAUGUCGCAUCCAUUUAAAAAAGAGCAAUUGAUUGAAUUGAAAUUUUUCACGGAGAUGUGCAUUAAAGAUCCAAAUAUUUUGAAUGUUCCUGAACUUUCAUUUAUGAAAGAUUUUGUAAAACAUUUUGGUGGUACAGUACCCGAACCAAAAUAUGAAAAGAAACCCCAGGAAUUUAAAGCAAGUGAACCGGAAAUUGAAUCCGAACCAGAAAGUGAGGAAAGUGAUAUUGAAUUAGAUAUGACUGGUGUUAUAGAACCAGACAUGGAUGCACCGCAAAAAAUGGGUAAUCUAACAGUUGAACCAACGGAGGAGGAAAUUUCUGAAUCGCAAACAAAACGUUCGGAUGCGGUGGCAGCGUAUGCUGAGAAAGAUUUUGAAAAAGCAAUAAAACUCUAUACCGAGGCAAUUGUAUUAAAUCCACAUGCUGCACUUUUAUAUGCAAAACGUGGACAAGUUUAUUUAAAUAUAAAAAAACCAAAUUGCUGCAUUCGCGAUUGUAAUCGUGCAUUAGAAUUGAAUUCGGAUAGUGCAGCGGCGCAUAAAUUUCGUGGACGUGCCUAUCAACUUUUGGGCAAAUGGGAAGAGGCAGCUAAUGAUUUGAGAUUUGCCUGUCAACUUGAUUUUGAUGAACAAGCCGACGAAUGGCUACGAGAAGUUACGCCAAAUGCGAGAAAAAUUGAGGAACACAAAAGAAAACAGGAGCGCAAAGCAUCCGAGAAACAAGAGCAGAAGCGACAAGAGAGAUUGCAAAAAGCACGAGAAGCUGCGAAAGAUCGCGAAGAUAAUACACGACCUUCACAAACCGAUUCCGCAGGUGGUGCACCGGGAAUGAAUGAUUUUCAUGAAUUUUUGAGCGAUCCCGACGUUCUUGAAUCUUUCCAGGAUCCCGAAGUGGCAGAGGCAUUUAAGGAUAUAUCCUCGAAUCCAUUAAAUAUGAUAAAAUAUCAAAAUAAUCCGAAGAUUAUGUCAUUAAUAACAAAGGUCGCAUCAAAAUUCGGAGGCGCAGGUGGAAUGGGAGGAUUUCCUGGUAUGAUGGGUGGAAUGCCAGGAUUUCCUGGAACUGGUGCGACACCACCACCAAAGCCAUCUGCUCCCAAUGAUGACGUUGGUCUUGAUUAAAUUUAAAAAAAAAAAACAAUCAAGACUCCAGAUUUGCAAGUUUUCAAUGGACCCUACUUUCUGGCAGAGAGGAAAAUUUUUACGUCAUUAUAAUGUUACAUUUUAUUUUUUAAUUUUUUUUACUCUAUAGAAAGUUUAAUAAUUAUUCUCAUCAUCAAUUCAAUUAAUUUAGUUGACAAAUAUUUUACAUGUACUAAAUAUAAUUUAGAUUUUUAUAAUCAAAAAAAAAUUUUUUUGUUUUAGGAAAAAAAAUAGAUUUUCUUUUUUUAUACAUAGAAUUUUGAACACCAAGAGUUGUAAAUUGUUGAUAAUAAUCAUGUAAAAUGAAUAUUUUACAAAAAAGUGAUGAAUUUACAAUUGAAAAAAACUGCCAAAAUUAUAUGAAUAAUAAAUGUGAGUUGCAUUUAAUUUUUUUUAUACAUGUAAUAAUAAUAAUAAUAAUUAUUCUUAUAAGGAGUGGAAAACGAAGGCAGUUUUUUUUACUUUUUCUAAAAAAUAAAACGAUUUACAAAUCAUAUUCUAGUUAUUGUCUGCAUUUAUAUAUAUGUGUGUGUAAAUACAUAUAUAAAUGUAGGAGAAUUCAAUAAAAUCUUAAAUUUA